Parastagonospora nodorum SN15 is the source of this 1757-nucleotide messenger RNA. RefSeq lists its product as hypothetical. The record is from RefSeq and is a predicted model, not a curated record. Gene Ontology annotation, biological process: L-glutamine metabolic process; L-arginine biosynthetic process; 'de novo' pyrimidine nucleobase biosynthetic process. NCBI's taxonomy places the organism in Eukaryota, Fungi, Ascomycota, Dothideomycetes, Pleosporales, Phaeosphaeriaceae. The coding region runs from base 189 to 1619 and encodes 476 amino acids. Gene Ontology annotation, cellular component: cytoplasm; carbamoyl-phosphate synthase complex. Gene Ontology annotation, molecular function: carbamoyl-phosphate synthase (glutamine-hydrolyzing) activity. The transcript has 3 exons.
CAAACUCAAGGGUCCUUCAUACCCGCCCUCUUCUGACUUCCUCCGCUGAUAAUACCGCGCUUAUGCGUGCUGCCUCUGUCUUCACUUCCCAGGUACACUUAUUCAGAUCAUCUCUGGAAAGCCUCAAUUAACUGAAAGCCACUCAUACACCGUCAUACCGCUUAUCACUCCCGUCAAUUCCACUCAACAUGUUCUCGCACCUCCUCAAGCCCGCCGCCCGCUCUGCAGGUCUUCUGGGACAUGUGAACCGCCGCUAUCUCGCUACCGUGCAUACAAACACCGCUCGCGAGAUUCCUAAGCCUUCGCGCAAGCCCACUCCGAUUUCACUCGAGAACGCAACAUUCACAAUCAAGAAUGGCCCAAUCUUCUCGGGCAAGUCCUUUGGCGCAAAAGCCAAUAUCUCCGGUGAAGCCGUCUUCACCACCUCGCUCGUUGGAUACCCCGAAUCCAUGACCGAUCCCUCCUACCGUGGACAGAUUCUUGUCUUCACCCAGCCGCUGAUCGGCAACUACGGCGUUCCCUCUUCCGCCCGCGACGAGCACGGUCUGCUCCGAUACUUUGAGUCUCCCAACAUCCAGGCUUCGGGUAUCGUCGUUCAAGACUACGCCUUGAAGCACAGCCAUUGGACUGCUGUUGAGUCUCUCGCACAAUGGUGCGCUCGCGAGGGUGUCCCUGCUAUCUCUGGCGUCGACACUCGUGAGGUUGUAACAUAUCUCCGUGAGCAGGGGUCAUCUCUUGCUCGUAUCACCGUCGGUGAGGAGUACGAUGCAGACGAGGACGAGGCCUACAUUGACCCUGAGGCCAUCAACCUGGUCCGUCGUGUAUCCACCAAGGCUCCGUUCCACGUCAGCUCCUCACUCGGCGAUAUGCACGUUGCUCUGAUCGACUGCGGUGUCAAGGAGAACAUCCUCCGCAGUCUCGUCUCACGGGGCGCCAGCGUUACCUGCUUCCCCUUCGACUACCCCAUUCACAAGGUCGCCCACCACUUUGACGGUGUCUUCAUCUCCAACGGACCUGGAGACCCCACUCACUGCACUUCGACCGUCUACAACCUCCGCAAGCUGUUCGAGACCUCCCAGCUUCCCGUCAUGGGUAUCUGCAUGGGUCACCAGCUGAUCGCCCUCGCUGCUGGAGCGAAGACCAUCAAGCUGAAGUACGGCAACCGCGCUCACAACAUUCCAGCUCUAGACCUCACCACCGGAAAGUGCCACAUCACUUCGCAGAACCACGGAUACGCCGUGGACCCCACUACUCUUACCAGCGAGUGGAAGGAGUACUUCACCAACUUGAACGACCAGUCGAACGAGGGUCUCAUCCACGCCUCCCGCCCCAUUUUCAGCGCGCAAUUCCACCCCGAAGCCAAGGGCGGACCGAUGGACUCCUCGUACCUCUUUGACAAGUAUAUCCAGAACGUCCAGAGGUACAAGGAUCACCAGUCAUCCUUCUCCGAGAAGAGCAACAAGCCCAGCCCGCUUUUGGUCGACCUCCUCAGCAAGGAGCGUGUUGGUGUGCACCCUGCUCAGCCAGACUUUGAGAUGCAUGUUCCAGGCAGGGUUGAGCAGGUGGAUGUUGGUGGACCCGUUGCGCCGCCGUACCAGCCUAUCACUGCUGCCGCCUAGGUGAAUGAGUGUUUUGGCGACGUGAUUUGGUAUUUUGGUAGUCUAUAGUUGGAAAUGGCGUUUCAUGAUGAGUUCUAUUACAAGAUUGAUGCCGGAGGAAUGACUUCAGGUGCGCUUUCAUAUUCAUGUACACAGCAA